Hippocampus comes (tiger tail seahorse) is the source of this 1684-nucleotide messenger RNA. It is a transcript of the gene hnf4g, whose product is annotated as hepatocyte nuclear factor 4, gamma. The coding region runs from base 251 to 1618 and encodes 455 amino acids. The transcript is spliced from 11 exons. The record is from RefSeq and is a predicted model, not a curated record. Lineage: Eukaryota; Metazoa; Chordata; Actinopteri; Syngnathiformes; Syngnathidae. Gene Ontology annotation, biological process: regulation of DNA-templated transcription. Gene Ontology annotation, cellular component: nucleus. Gene Ontology annotation, molecular function: zinc ion binding; nuclear steroid receptor activity; RNA polymerase II cis-regulatory region sequence-specific DNA binding.
AUAUCUUACACUGUCAUCUAGCCAUCAGUGUGAUCAGUGCAGGGGAGAGGAGAGAUAAGUAUUGUACAAUGAGGUGAGAAGUCUUCGCAACAGCUCCUCCUCCUCACCUUGUUCGCGGACCAAUCACCUCAGAUGAUAGAUGUUUUAUUAAUCCCACAUCUCUGAAAGAUGUGGGAUAACGUGGACACGAGUGAGCACAAGGAACAAGGGGAAGGACUGACAGAAGAAAAGAAGUGUGAGGAUCACAGGAAUGAAGUACCCAACUGUUGCUCAGAGUAAAUCUCUAUUAGAUAUGGAAGUUGCCAACUACUGUGACUGUCUGGAUCCUUCAUACAACACACUGGGCUUUGACAAUGACGAUGUACUUUAUGGAGGAGGAGAGAGCAUGCCAACUGAAUCAAGCCUGCCAUGUCCGGAUGGGGCCAACAGUAACUGUGCCAUCUGCGGAGACAAAGCCACAGGGAAACACUACGGCGCCUCCAGCUGUGACGGCUGCAAAGGUUUCUUUCGGCGCUCCAUACGCAAGAGCCACAUCUACACUUGCAGGUUUAGCAGGCAGUGCGUCGUCGACAAAGAUAAGAGGAACCAGUGUCGUUUCUGCAGACUCAACAAAUGCUUCCGAGCUGGCAUGAAAAAAGAAGCUGUGCAAAAUGAGAGAGAUCGGAUCAGCUCUCGAAGAAGUGUUCCCGACAAUCAAGACCUCCCACCCAUCACAGUUUUGGCCCAAGCUGAAUCCAUAUCUCAACAGAUCAGCGCUCCGGUUGGAAUAGCAGCUCAAAGAGAGCAGAAAUCCGCCACUGUUGCCGAUGUGUGCGAUUCGAUGAGACAGCAACUACUGGUUUUGGUGGAAUGGGCCAAAUACAUUCCAUCCUUUGGAGAACUACCGCUGGAUGACCAGGUGAGCUUGCUCAGGGCACAUGCAGGCGAGCACCUCUUGCUGGGAGUGGCCAAAAGGUCGAUACCAUUCAAGGACUUCCUGCUUUUAGGUAAUGGCUGUGUGAUACACAGGAACAGUCCGGAACCUGAGCUCUGCCGGGUGGCAAACAGAGUUCUGGAUGAGCUGGUCCAACCUUUCCAGGAUAUUCAAAUCGAUGACAAUGAAUACGCUGCACUCAAGGCCAUUGUCUUUUUUGACCCUGAUGCAAAGUCUUUGCGGGACCCUUCCAAAAUCAAAGCCACACGUUUGCAGGUUCAGAUGAGUCUGGAAGACUACAUUAAUGACCGCCAGUAUGACUCGCGGGGUCGUUUUGGGGAGCUGCUACUCCUUCUGCCCACUCUGCAAAGCAUCACCUGGCAAAUGAUCGAACAACUCCAGUUCAUUAAGCUGUGCGGUCUCGCCAAGAUCGACAACCUGCUGCAAGAGAUGUUGCUGGGAGGCCUGACGUCGGACAACACCCACUUUCACCAUCCAGCACACGCCCAGCUAACCCAGGACCCUGUAACUGGACACACUCUGCUCAUCAGUACCAUGCCUGUGGCACACACCCAACAGAUAGCCUCUCCAGACACCCCCAUCCCAUCACCUCCUCAAGGUCAAGCCCCUGAGAUGUACAAACACUUUCCCCAGCCCGUUUGUCCUCCAACCAGUCCUUCACCUUCUGUACGGACAGACCCCUGACAUGGGAUCACUGUUUUCUAUUACAUCAUGCCUUUGCUCUCAAUCAUAGUGGACAAAAAAAAAAAU